Molecule: messenger RNA, 3192 nt
Organism: Schistosoma rodhaini
Lineage: Eukaryota; Metazoa; Platyhelminthes; Trematoda; Strigeidida; Schistosomatidae
Source: the annotation of a GenBank genome assembly
AUGGUAAAUAAUAAUAAUAAUAAUAAUAAUAAUAAUAAUAAUAAUAAUAAUAAUAAUAAUAAUAAAGAUAAUAAUAAUAAUAGUAGAGGCUGUGUACAUACAGUCAUUAGCGGUAAUUAUGAGAAUCUUAACUUGAAGGCAUUCGUCUUGCUAUUUUAUUUCAGUUUAAUGAAUCUUAUGUUAAGAAAUUCAAGAGCUGAAAUCGACUGUUUACUUUUUACUGAGCGUCUUGCACCAGCUAAUAAUGAACGAAACACAAUUCCUGACACAAGUUGCUCUCAUUUGCCAGUCAAAUUCACUUUCUGUGAACCGGACCUAGAAGACUCAGAUGAUUCCCGUCACCUAGCUGAAGUAUCUAUAUCGAAUGAUUUAGUUGGUACGAAACGUAUUAAUGAUCGGUUCGACGAUAAUGACAGUAAACGCCCAGUUAUGCCAAGUGUUCUUGGACCUAAUGUUCUUAAAAACACUCUAAGUAAUUCAUUCGCAUCCAUACCAAAUCACAUAAGAUCUGCAGAGUGUGAAAAUAAGCAACAUAAUACUAGUAAACAAUCUUGUCAAAAUAAUACAAUAAAUUCUCUUCUAACAUCUAAAACAAGUUUAUCAUCAUCAUCAAUACUUGGCUCGCCUAAAUUACAUCAAAGUAAUCAAAAUAUUCCACUGAUUGGUUUGCGCUCCAGUUCCAACUUGACUAUAUCAUCAUUGUCAACAGUUCAAAGCCGUCAUAUUGUGGAGUCCAGUUCUACAAGUGCAUUAUCCAGUCAAAAUGUUUCAAAGCCAAGUCGAUCUCGACCUAGACGUUUUGCAAAUCUUUACAGUUCAUUAACUCCAUCCUAUCGAACGAAGUUGGAACAAUUUCGACGUAUUUUUCGUGAUACUCCUGUUGACACUGAACGACUACUUGUAGAUUAUUCAUGUGCUUUAUCUAAGAAUAAUAAUGGUCUAUUACUUCAAGGUCGAAUGUAUAUUACUGAAACAUGGGUUUGCUUUUAUUCAAAAAUUCUAUACGAACAAAAAAUAUUUUUGGCAGUCAAUGAGAUUGUUGCAAUUACCAAAGAGAAAACUGCUCGUGUUAUACCAAAUGCAAUCCAAAUUUUAUAUUCUAAAAAUCAUGAACGAUUUUUCUUCACAUCAUUCGCUUCCAGAGAACGAUCUUAUGCAAUAUUACGCAAAGUUUGGGAAAAUUGUCGUAACCAUCAGACAAUGAGUAUUGAUGAAAUAUUACAACAAAUACGUGAUAUGUAUGGUGAUUAUAGUUUAGCUAUGGUUGAAGAUGAAGAAGAUACAGAUGGUGAUGCUGAAUUAGUCCCGACUACUUUUCCUCAUAGGCCGCGAACUUUAUCCGAUUCAUCUCUGUCUUCACAACUCAGUGGUCGAUCGAAGUCGGUUUCGCUUGAAGAUGUGUGCCAUUCGGAUCAACCAGUUAAUCUCGAUCGCUCUUCUAAAUGUUCAGUACUAGGAACUACGGAUGAUGAAUUAAAAGUUGUAUCCGAUGCUGAUAUUCCUUUUAAACGUGUUCCAUCCUUUUCAGAUCCAAGUCACUUCAGUACAAUUGAGGAUGAACCAAAGUCUCAACAACUAAACACUAUCAAAGGUUGUACGACCCCUGAAGUUAAAUGUCAUUUAACAUCAGGAACUACACCUAAUGAAGUUAUGUCAGAUAGUUUCCAAGUGCCUCAUAAAUCUGUGAAAGAGAAAAAGAAACGUACACGAAAAAAGCGUCUCGGAUCUCACCAUCAUGAUGAAGUAUCUAAUUCGAAACUAAUGCAACCUAAUUACUUAAGUACUCACGAUCCAUCACCUCCAGAUACAUCCGUAGUAAGUUCUGUGGAACCUCCUAUCACAUGUGGUCCAGGUCACGAUCAUCCAGGUAGAGUGUAUGCAAACACUGACAUUCCACUGAAUGUUAACGCUUUAUUUCGAUGUAUUUUUACGGAUUCGGAAUUCUUCUCGCGAUUCAGUGAACAUCGUGGUACAUUUGGAAUGAUUCAAUCUCCAUGGCCAGUAUUCAAGUGGUCUAGUCCCUCAGAAUGUCUAAAUCAGUUAGAAACUUCUUGUAAAAUUGAACGAACUAUUACCUAUACGCUGACAUUAAAACAGAAACUUGGACCAAGAACAUGCACUGCAGUGGAACAACAGACUCUUCUCCCAAGUGAAUCCAUAUCUGGGAAAAGAUAUAUCAUUGAUGCUAAAGUUACAAAUCAUGCUGUACCACUAAGUAAUUGUUUCUAUGUAGUUAGUCGUUAUUGUUUAUUAUAUGUAAAUCGUACAACUAGCCGAUUACACGUUAGUUCACAAGUUAUUUAUGAGAAACCAGUCUUUUUUGGCGCAAAAAGUAUCAUAGAAAACACUUGUCAUUCUGGUCUUUCGGAUUUCUUUGAUACAAUAACUAUUAAAUUAAAAGAAUUCGCUACAAAUUUAUCCUUAGAAGAACGUCUAACUGGUGGUUGGUUAACACAACAGAGAGGAUGUUUAAACAAUAUUACUCCUCCGUUAAAUCCAUCAAAUAUUCAAAAUAAUUCACUAUUAAUUCGAAGUGUUAAUGGCAAUCAGAAUAAUCGUAAACUUAAUAAAGCUGAUGCAUUGUUUACAGGGAAUGUAAACAAUGGCAAAGUCCCUGCAUCACGAUAUUCUGAUCAAGCAAAAUCAUCUAUAUUCAACAGCUGUAUAAAUGAUAAUACAAAUGUUAAAAAACAAAAUAAAACUACACUGUUCGGAUCUGGUGACAUGACUUACUUAUUUAUGCGUCCAGACCGCGCUUGGUUAUUAUUAGUUAUUAUAGGUUUAUUACUUUGCUUAUUCUUAUCAAUGGUAUAUAAUCGGCUAGUAGUUUUAGAAAAACUAGCAGAACAAUUUCCUCCUUUAUCAGCCCGUGACCGGAAUCAUUUUCAGGAUCUGUUUGGAACAUCGCCACAAGAAGAUCGAGGAUCUAUACCAAUUUACAAGGAUCAUUUAGCUUCAAAAUCACCUGAAUGGGCAAGAACACGAUUAAAAGUGAUGAAGGAUCUCAUACAUCUGUUAUCUAAAACACUUAUACAGAUGCAACAGACAUUAACACAAGUACAACAGGGUAUAGAACUUCUAGAAUUCCCAUCAUCUAACUUGGAGGAUAAUAUUAAAACAAGUAUGAAUGUGAAGACUCCGACAAAUACAGACACAAAUUGUCCAGAUACUCAAACUAAACAUGUACCUUAA